This is a messenger RNA of Aspergillus pseudoviridinutans, 1350 nucleotides long. RefSeq lists its product as uncharacterized. Lineage: Eukaryota; Fungi; Ascomycota; Eurotiomycetes; Eurotiales; Aspergillaceae. The transcript has 2 exons. Bases 1 to 1350 code for a protein of 449 amino acids. The record is from RefSeq and is a predicted model, not a curated record.
AUGCAUUCCAGCGAUAACUAUAUUCCGGAAUCGUCACUGAAAGAUCACACCUCGGAGGGUCUGAUCUGGAAGGCUGGCUGCGACGUGCCAGGAGAAGGUUCCCCGUAUCAUUCUGAACUGCCCCGGGCGGAAGGAAAGCGAAGACUGCUCCUCAUAUACAUCCAUGGCUUCUUGGGGUCAGAGGACAGCUUCCAUAACUUUCCCAGGAACGUCCAUAAUCUCCUAACGGCCUCGUUGGCCGAGACCCAUAUUGUAUACACGAAAAUAUAUCCUCGCUACAAGACCCGUGGCCCUUUGCACAUCGCCCGCGAUAACAUCAGCCGGUGGCUAUCACCUCACGAGGCGUCCGACUUGGAUGUCAUACUCCUCGGCCACAGUCUAGGAGGUCUUGUCGCUGCAGAGGUUGCCCUCAUGGCGUCGUCCAGCACCACUAGUCAUAUUGUCGGCAGGAACCUGAAUCAUCGAGUUAUAGGCUUGGUGAACUUCGAUGCUCCGUUCCUUGGACUACACCCUUGCGUCCUUAGAACGGGAAUCGGCAGACUAUUUAGUCGGAAAGCAGAUACCAACAACCAAGGCAAAGAAACCACUCAAGAUGACACACUCAGCCUAAAUGAUAAUGAUCCGAACUUCAACCCCACCUGGACAAAUGACGUUAACAAGCCUCGCUGGAAAGGCUGGAAUGGAGCACUCCAUUUUGUUGCGAAGCAUUCUCAUCAUUUAUCACGUUCUGCUCUUCAGUAUGUGUUCUCAUACUAUGACCAUGCCGGAUGUCUGAACAAUUACCUUGGACUCCUCAAGAGACACAAGAGACUUUGCCGCCUGGAGGCGGUAGAUGAAUCAUCUGGCUCGAGUGGCAGACGAGUCAGAUUCGUUAAUUAUUACACGACUGCGUACCGAACCAGCGAAAAGCUGGACAGAUAUGAUGACACCAAGACGAUAUCAUGCCAGGAUAAGCAGCUCCCUGCACACGAGGUUACGGAGCUGCAUGAGGAACACAUACCAAGUCACUUAUCUACGUCAGAUCAACCAAAAAAGGGACCAGAGGACAGCUCGUCCUACUCAUUUCUAGAUCGUUUCGCGAGGGUGGACAGCCAAAACCCCAGUGCAAACCGAUGCAAUUCGGAUCCUCUUGAAAACAAAAACAAUGAUUCUGAUUCGCGACCACUGGGACGCAAGUUCUGUUAUGUUCCAAAAGAGGCCCGCAGAAAGCAGCUCUGGGUCCCGCUGUAUAUGGAGGAGAUGGACGAAAUUAACGCUCACCAAUCCAUGUUUCUUCCCCUUGGCAUGUAUUACGACCAGCUAGUUGGGGAUACUGCAGCGCGAAUUGAAAGCUGGCUGGGACAUGUAUAG